GGGCCUCGGCGAGGACCCUGGGCUGGGCGCCUCUGCCGGUUCGUCCACCCUUCCCCGCGGCCGCCUCCUUUCAACCUUGUCCGCCGGUUGGCGCGGUCUCCGUUAGAGCGGCGGCCGCUGCUGUGGUUAGCUGCGGCCCUCUCCCUCCGUCCCCGUCCCACCAGGUCCCGGAGUUGGCCCAGCCAUGGCUCUACUCACGGCGGCAGCCCGGCUGCUGGGAGCCAAGAAUUCAUCCUGCCUUGUUUUUGCUGUCCGGCAUGCCAGUUCUUCCACGAAUUUGAAAGAUGUACUGAGCAAUCUGAUACCUAAGGAGCAGGCCAGAAUUAAAGCCUUCAGACAGCAACAUGGGAAGACAGUGGUGGGCCAAAUCACUGUAGACAUGAUGUAUGGUGGCAUGAGAGGCAUGAAAGGACUUGUGUAUGAAACAUCAGUUCUUGAUCCUGAUGAGGGCAUCCGUUUCCGAGGCUAUAGUAUCCCUGAAUGCCAGAAACUGCUGCCUAAGGCUAAGGGUGGGGAAGAACCCCUACCUGAGGGCUUAUUUUGGCUGCUGGUAACUGGAAAGAUGCCAACAGAGGGACAGGUAUCUUGGCUCUCACAAGAAUGGGCAAAGAGGGCAGCUCUGCCUUCUCAUGUGGUCACCAUGCUGGACAACUUUCCGACUAAUCUGCACCCCAUGUCUCAGCUCAGUGCAGCCAUCACAGCCCUCAACAGUGAGAGUAACUUUGCCCGGGCAUAUGCAGAGGGGAUCAACCGAACCAAGUACUGGGAGUUGAUUUAUGAAGACUGUAUGGACCUGAUUGCGAAGCUACCUUGUGUUGCAGCAAAGAUCUACCGGAAUCUUUACCGGGAAGGCAGCAGCAUUGGGGCCAUUGACUCUAAGCUGGACUGGUCCCACAAUUUUACCAACAUGUUAGGCUAUACUGAUGCACAGUUCACUGAGCUUAUGCGUUUGUACCUCACCAUCCACAGUGACCAUGAGGGUGGUAAUGUAAGUGCCCACACAAGCCACCUGGUGGGCAGUGCCCUUUCAGACCCUUACCUAUCCUUCGCAGCAGCCAUGAAUGGGCUGGCAGGGCCUCUACAUGGACUAGCAAAUCAGGAAGUGCUGGUCUGGCUAACACAGCUACAGAAGGAAGUUGGCAAAGAUGUGUCAGACGAGAAGUUACGAGACUACAUCUGGAAUACACUCAAUUCAGGACGGGUUGUCCCAGGAUAUGGUCAUGCAGUACUAAGGAAGACUGACCCCCGAUAUUCCUGUCAGAGAGAGUUUGCUCUGAAACAUCUGCCUAAUGACCCCAUGUUUAAGCUGGUUGCUCAGCUCUACAAGAUUGUGCCCAAUAUCCUCUUAGAGCAGGGGAAGGCCAAGAACCCUUGGCCCAACGUAGAUGCUCACAGUGGGGUGCUGCUCCAGUACUAUGGCAUGACGGAGAUGAACUACUACACAGUCCUGUUUGGAGUGUCGAGGGCACUGGGUGUGCUGGCACAACUCAUCUGGAGCAGAGCCCUAGGCUUACCUCUAGAAAGGCCCAAGUCCAUGAGCACGGAUGGUCUGAUGAAGUUUGUGGACUCUAAGUCAGGGUAAAAUGGGAGAUUGGGGAAAAUGAAUAUAAGAAAAUGAGGAAGCUUACAAAUAAAGUAUAAUUUUGUUUUGUUUCAGGGGCCUUUAAGACUUAAGAUUAAACUGUAUCUGAGGCACUGAAAAUACAUUUGAAGUUAAAAUAUAAAUUAAGAGUUAAAAGAUGAAAAGCGACCCCUUCUUCCCUCACCAGCUCACUUCCCUACCUGGUAUGAGUUGUCCACCGACUAUAGGAUGACCAGGACUAAUGCAUGAGGUCAGGGUUAGAUCUGGCUACCCACCAUCUUUAGAGUGAGAGUCUGGCUCCUCUUCUUUAGGUCAAAGCAGGUUACAGAAAAGCUGCAGUCACCCUGUGAAGCUUUUGCUUCUACUCCACCAGCCCUCUAAACCACUGAGGCCAGGGCCAGGAUCCUUUUGUUACCAUAGGAAUCAUGUGGGAUAUCAGCUGUGUCCAAUCCUUGGGCCUUUUCCUGUGUAUGCAAGCAGCCUCCUAGCAGCAAGAUCUACUGGUUAGCGGGAAACACUUUGGCAACUUUUUAUGCUAUGGUCGGGUGACCAUAAACGGCAUGGUAUUUAUUGUUACUGGUACCCAGCAUUUGAUUCUAUUUCUCUUUUUAAAUUAUACCAUUAACGUUAAA
Peromyscus eremicus (cactus mouse) is the source of this 2214-nucleotide messenger RNA. It is a transcript of the gene Cs, whose product is annotated as citrate synthase. Gene Ontology annotation, cellular component: mitochondrial matrix. The coding region runs from base 185 to 1582 and encodes 465 amino acids. NCBI's taxonomy places the organism in Eukaryota, Metazoa, Chordata, Mammalia, Rodentia, Cricetidae. The transcript has 11 exons. The record is from RefSeq and is a predicted model, not a curated record. Gene Ontology annotation, biological process: tricarboxylic acid cycle; citrate metabolic process; carbohydrate metabolic process.